CCCAUCGCCGAGCAACGCAAGGCUGCAGGGCUGCGCAGGCGCACAGCGCAAGCAAGGCAGAAAAACCGAAGCCGGCGGGCGACGGAAAGAGCCGAAGCGGUAGGGCGCCCGAGGCCGUUGCGGACCUCCGCGUCCGAGUCGCUGCUGCCGUGGAGGCCGAUGCUCCAGGACCCAACCGCCGCCUCCGUGGCUGCCGCCGCUGCCUUCCACCCCGAACCCCGGCCGCUCGUGAAGUGAACGCCUCGUGAAGUGAAGCAAACGCGGCCGGGACUCGGGUGUCCGGAGCCGGCGAGAGGGAGGAGGGAGCAGCCGGCCUGGUGGGGGCGGGGCCGAGACCAGCCGAGUCGGCCCGAGCGUUGCCGAGCGGGACCGAAGAGCGGGGCCGGGUCGGAGCCGGACUACGGGAGCCGACGCGGGCCGCGCGGUGGGCGCGGAGCGGCGCGGGAGGCCGGGCGGGCGGCUGCAGCUGCAGAGGAGGCCGCGGCCGCGGAUCCAGGAGCGGAAGCGGCUAGGAGGCGGUGGGGGCCGGGUGGCCGGGGUCCCGGGCCCCGCGGCGGCGGCAGCGGCGGCGGCGGCGGCAGGAUGAUCAAGCUGUUCUCGCUGAAGCAGCAGAAGAAGGAGGAGGAGUCGGCGGGCGGCACCAAGGGCAGCAGCAAGAAGGCGUCGGCGGCGCAGCUGCGGAUUCAGAAGGACAUAAACGAGCUGAACCUGCCCAAGACGUGUGACAUCAGUUUCUCAGACCCGGACGACCUCCUAAAUUUCAAGCUGGUCAUCUGUCCUGAUGAGGGUUUCUACAAGAGUGGGAAGUUUGUGUUCAGUUUUAAGGUGGGCCAGGGUUACCCACAUGACCCCCCCAAGGUAAAGUGUGAGACGAUGGUCUAUCACCCCAACAUUGACCUCGAGGGCAACGUCUGCCUCAACAUCCUCAGAGAGGACUGGAAGCCAGUCCUUACGAUAAACUCCAUAAUUUAUGGCCUGCAGUAUCUCUUCCUGGAGCCCAACCCUGAGGACCCACUGAACAAGGAGGCCGCCGAGGUCCUGCAGAACAACCGGCGGCUGUUUGAGCAGAACGUGCAGCGCUCCAUGCGAGGUGGCUACAUCGGCUCCACCUACUUCGAGCGCUGCCUCAAGUAGAUUUGCUAUAUACCUGCCCUGGCCAGGGCCAUCCGUCCUGGCAUCCCCUGCAAAUAUUUAUUGGGGGCCACAGAUGGAGGGGUGGGGGGCAGCCAGUGGGGAAAUCCCUGCCUUGGCCACCUGUCCGCUCCCUGCCACCUGCCCUUAGUUAUUUUUUUUUAACCACCACAUGAUUAUAGUUGGCAUUGUCCACUCAGCAAUGGGAAAUGAAUUGGCUUGUCUAGCCCCCCUCCUCCAUGCUGGGUGCUGUUCAGCCCCCCUACUCUGGGUUGUGAGAUGGGUGGGCAAGGGGCCUCUGUAGCUGGGUCCAGGCACCCCACCCCACACCCCCAGAGGUCCCACCAGGCUAUUAAAGGGGAAUGUUACUGCA
This is a messenger RNA of Ochotona princeps (American pika), 1504 nucleotides long. RefSeq names its product ubiquitin conjugating enzyme E2 M (gene UBE2M). NCBI's taxonomy places the organism in Eukaryota, Metazoa, Chordata, Mammalia, Lagomorpha, Ochotonidae. Bases 583 to 1134 code for a protein of 183 amino acids. The transcript is spliced from 6 exons. The record is from RefSeq and is a predicted model, not a curated record.